GGGACGGAUCGGGACGGGUCAGUGGUUUUUUAGGGUCAAACUUACACCCCUAACUGGAAGAAGCCUUCGGCGGGAACGAUGAAAAUAAAUGUCGAUGCGGCCGUUUUUGAGGGAGAAGGGGCUGGAGCUGGGAUUUUUGUGCGGGACUGGAAUGGUUUUUUCCUGCUCACUGGCGGUUCGUCGAGAUUGGCGGCAGUGGCGACUGGAAAUUGUCGAGCGCGAGGCCAUCGGUUUCGCUCUGGAAGUGGUGGAAAUGAAGGGAUUUUUGGUGGUGGAAAUCGAAUCAGACUGCUUGAAGGCCAUCUCAAAGCUCAAGGAUGACGUGGACUCGCUGACAGAAGAAGGGGGACUCAGUGCGGAGCUUAGGGCCACGGCCCAUCUGUUGGGAGGAGAUGCCACCCUUAUCUUUACUACGGCUGUUGGAGGCUAUUGUAACCUAGCGGACGGUUAAGCAAUAAAAUUUCUACCAGGUUCCUAUAUAAAAAAAAAUUAUAUACCAUAUAGCAUUAGUUAUAUUAUAUAUAAAGUUAAUAUGUAUAACGAAUUAAAGUUUCUUGUAGGCUAUUGAUGUAUAAUUGAAACCAGUGAAUAUGAAGUAUUUAGUUAAUAUUCAAUAAAGGGUGCUUAUUUUC
Linum trigynum is the source of this 632-nucleotide messenger RNA. Lineage: Eukaryota; Viridiplantae; Streptophyta; Magnoliopsida; Malpighiales; Linaceae. The record is from the annotation of a GenBank genome assembly.